Molecule: messenger RNA, 7657 nt
Organism: Myotis lucifugus (little brown bat)
Lineage: Eukaryota; Metazoa; Chordata; Mammalia; Chiroptera; Vespertilionidae
Gene: CACNA1D
Product: calcium voltage-gated channel subunit alpha1 D
Biological process (GO): calcium ion import across plasma membrane
Cellular component (GO): voltage-gated calcium channel complex; membrane
Molecular function (GO): high voltage-gated calcium channel activity
Source: RefSeq, a predicted model, not a curated record
AUGCACUGGAAGACGCCUUGUGACUUCAUGGAGGUGGAGAGGUGCGCGCCCCCGGGCGUCCUGCUGCACGAGGCAAACUAUGCAAGAAGCACCAGGUUCUCUCUCUCUGGUGAAGGACCAACUUCUCAGCCGAACAGCUCCAAGCAAACCGUCCUGUCUUGGCAGGCUGCAAUCGAUGCUGCUCGACAGGCCAAGGCUGCCCAAACUAUGAGCACCUCCGCACCCCCACCUGUAGGAUCUCUCUCCCAAAGAAAACGUCAGCAAUACGCCAAGAGCAAAAAACAGGGUAACUCGUCUAACAGCAGACCUGCCCGCGCCCUCUUCUGUUUAUCACUCAAUAACCCCAUCCGAAGAGCCUGCAUUAGUAUAGUGGAAUGGAAACCAUUUGACAUAUUUAUAUUAUUGGCUAUUUUUGCCAAUUGUGUGGCCUUAGCUAUUUACAUCCCAUUCCCUGAAGAUGAUUCGAAUUCAACAAAUCAUAACUUGGAAAAAGUAGAAUAUGCCUUCCUGAUUAUUUUUACAGUCGAGACAUUUUUGAAGAUUAUAGCUUAUGGAUUAUUGCUACAUCCUAAUGCUUAUGUUAGGAAUGGAUGGAAUUUACUGGAUUUUGUUAUAGUAAUAGUAGGGUUGUUUAGCGUAAUUUUGGAACAAUUAACCAAAGAAACAGAAGGCGGUAACCACUCCGGUGGCAAAUCCGGAGGCUUUGACGUCAAAGCCCUCCGCGCCUUUCGGGUGUUACGGCCACUGCGACUAGUAUCAGGAGUGCCCAGUUUACAAGUUGUCCUGAACUCCAUUAUAAAAGCCAUGGUUCCCCUCCUUCACAUAGCCCUUUUGGUAUUAUUUGUAAUCAUAAUCUAUGCUAUUAUAGGAUUGGAACUUUUUAUUGGAAAAAUGCACAAAACAUGUUUUUUUGCUGACUCAGAUAUCGUAGCUGAAGAGGACCCAGCGCCAUGUGCGUUCUCAGGGAAUGGACGCCAGUGUAUCAUUAAUGGCACGGAGUGUAGGAGUGGCUGGGUUGGCCCCAACGGAGGCAUCACCAACUUCGAUAACUUUGCCUUUGCUAUGCUCACUGUGUUCCAGUGCAUCACCAUGGAGGGCUGGACAGACGUGCUCUACUGGGUAAAUGAUGCGAUAGGAUGGGAAUGGCCAUGGGUGUAUUUUGUUAGUCUGAUUAUCCUUGGCUCAUUUUUCGUCCUUAACCUGGUUCUUGGUGUCCUUAGUGGAGAAUUCUCAAAAGAAAGGGAGAAGGCGAAAGCCCGGGGCGAUUUCCAGAAACUGCGGGAGAAGCAGCAGCUGGAAGAGGACCUGAAGGGCUACUUGGACUGGAUCACCCAGGCGGAAGACAUUGAUCCCGAGAAUGAGGAGGAAGGAGGAGAGGAAAGCAAGCGAAAUACCAGCAUGCCAACCAGCGAGACGGAGUCUGUGAACACGGAGAACGUAAGUGGCGAAGGCGAGAACCAAGGCUGCUGGGGAACUCUCUGGUGCUGGUGGAAAAGAAGCGACGCGGCCCAGGCCGGGCCCUCUGGGUGCCUGCGGUGGGGUCAAGCCAUCUCAAAAUCCAAGCUCAGCCGCCGCUGGCGUCGCUGGAACCGAUUCAGUCGCAGACGAUGUAGGGCCGCCGUGAAGUCUGUCACGUUUUACUGGCUGGUUAUUGUCCUGGUGUUUCUCAACACCUUAACCAUUUCCUCCGAGCACUACAACCAGCCGGACUGGCUGACGCAGGUCCAAGACAUCGCGAACAAAGUCCUCCUGGCGCUGUUCACCUGCGAGAUGCUGGUGAAGAUGUACAGCCUGGGCCUCCAGGCGUACUUCGUCUCCCUCUUUAAUCGCUUCGACUGCUUCGUGGUGUGUGGGGGCAUCACGGAAACCAUCUUGGUGGAGCUGGAAAUCAUGUCUCCCCUGGGCAUCUCCGUGUUCCGCUGUGUGCGCCUCUUACGGAUUUUCAAAGUGACCAGGCACUGGACAUCCCUGAGCAACUUGGUGGCAUCCUUGUUAAACUCCAUGAAGUCCAUCGCUUCGCUGUUGCUCCUGCUCUUCCUCUUCAUCAUCAUCUUCUCCUUGCUCGGGAUGCAGCUGUUUGGAGGCAAGUUUAAUUUCGACGAGUCGCAGACCAAGCGGAGCACCUUUGAUAAUUUCCCUCAGGCGCUUCUCACGGUGUUCCAGAUUCUGACAGGCGAAGACUGGAAUGCUGUGAUGUAUGACGGCAUCAUGGCGUACGGGGGCCCGUCAUCUUCGGGGAUGAUCGUCUGCAUCUACUUCAUCAUCCUCUUCAUUUGUGGGAACUAUAUUCUACUGAAUGUCUUCUUGGCCAUCGCUGUAGACAACUUGGCUGAUGCUGAAAGUUUGAAUACUGCUCAGAAAGAGGAAGCUGAAGAAAAGGAAAGGAAAAAGAUUGCCAGAAAAGAAAGCCUGGAAAAUAAAAAGAACCACAAGCCGGAAGUCAAUCAGAUAGCCAACAGUGACAACAAGGUCAUUAUUGAUGAGUACCAAGAAGAGGAUGAGGACAAGGACCCCUACCCACCCUGCGACGUGCCAGUAGGGGAAGAGGAAGAGGAGGAGGAGGAGGAGGAUGAACCCGAGGUCCCAGCUGGCCCCCGUCCUCGCAGAAUCUCGGAGCUGAACAUGAAAGAGAAAAUCGUCCCCAUUCCGGAAGGGAGCGCUUUCUUCAUUCUUAGCAAGACCAACCCCAUCCGCGUGGGCUGCCACAAGCUCAUCAACCACCACGUCUUCACCAACCUCAUCCUCGUCUUCAUCAUGCUGAGCAGCGCGUCCCUGGCCGCCGAGGACCCCAUCCGCAGCCACUCCUUCAGGAACACUAUACUGGGUUACUUUGACUAUGCUUUCACAGCCAUCUUUACUGUUGAAAUCCUGUUAAAGAUGACGACCUUUGGAGCUUUCCUCCACAAAGGGGCCUUCUGCCGGAACUACUUCAACUUGCUGGACAUGCUGGUCGUCGGGGUUUCUCUGGUGUCCUUUGGGAUCCAAUCCAGUGCCAUCUCGGUGGUGAAGAUUCUCAGGGUCUUAAGGGUCCUGAGGCCGCUCAGAGCCAUCAACAGAGCAAAAGGACUUAAGCACGUCGUCCAGUGCGUCUUCGUGGCCAUCCGGACAAUCGGCAACAUCAUGAUCGUCACCACCCUUCUGCAGUUCAUGUUUGCCUGCAUCGGGGUCCAGUUGUUCAAGGGAAAGUUCUAUCGCUGCACAGAUGAAGCCAAAAGUAACCCUGAGGAAUGCAGGGGGCUUUUCAUCCUCUACAAGGAUGGGGAGAUUGAUAACCCUGUGGUCCAUGAGAGGCUCUGGCAAAAUAGUGAUUUCAAUUUUGACAAUGUCCUUUCUGCUAUGAUGGCGCUGUUCACGGUCUCCACGUUCGAGGGCUGGCCUGAGUUGCUGUACAAAGCCAUCGACUCGAACGGAGAGAACGUGGGCCCGAUCUACAACUACCGCGUAGAGAUCUCCAUCUUCUUCAUCAUCUACAUCAUCAUCGUCGCUUUCUUCAUGAUGAACAUCUUCGUGGGUUUCGUCAUUGUCACGUUCCAGGAGCAGGGAGAAAAAGAGUAUAAGAACUGUGAGCUGGACAAAAAUCAGCGUCAGUGUGUUGAAUACGCCUUGAAAGCACGCCCCGUGCGGAGAUACAUCCCCAAAAACCCCUACCAGUACAAGUUCUGGUACGUGGUGAACUCCUCGCCUUUCGAAUACAUGAUGUUUGUCCUCAUCAUGCUCAACACACUCUGCUUGGCCAUGCAGCACUACGAGCAGUCCAAGAUGUUUAAUGACGCCAUGGACAUCCUGAACAUGGUCUUCACUGGGGUGUUCACUGUCGAGAUGGUUUUGAAGGUCAUUGCGUUUAAGCCUAAGGGGUAUUUUAGUGACGCCUGGAAUACGUUUGACUCCCUCAUCGUAAUCGGCAGCAUUAUAGACGUGGCCCUCAGCGAAGCCGACCCAACUGAAAGUGAAAAUAUCCCUGUCCCAACUGCUCCACCCGGGAACUCUGAAGAGAGCAAUAGAAUCUCCAUCACCUUUUUCCGUCUUUUCCGAGUGAUGCGAUUGGUGAAGCUUCUCAGCAGGGGGGAAGGCAUCCGGACGCUGCUGUGGACCUUCAUUAAGUCCUUUCAGGCGCUCCCGUAUGUCGCCCUCCUCAUAGCCAUGCUGUUCUUCAUCUACGCGGUCAUCGGCAUGCAGAUGUUUGGGAAAGUUGCCAUGAGAGACAACAACCAGAUCAACAGGAACAACAAUUUCCAGACCUUUCCCCAGGCGGUGCUGCUGCUCUUCAGGUGUGCGACCGGCGAGGCCUGGCAGGAGAUCAUGCUGGCCUGCCUCCCGGGGAAGCUCUGUGACCCCGAGUCGGAUUACAACCCCGGGGAGGAGUACUCCUGUGGGAGCAACUUCGCCAUCGUGUACUUCAUCAGCUUUUACAUGCUCUGCGCCUUUCUGAUCAUCAACCUGUUUGUGGCCGUCAUCAUGGAUAACUUUGAUUAUCUGACCCGGGACUGGUCUAUUCUGGGACCUCACCAUUUAGAUGAAUUCAAAAGAAUAUGGUCAGAAUAUGACCCCGAGGCCAAGGGGAGGAUCAAGCACCUGGACGUGGUCACCCUGCUGCGCCGCAUCCAGCCGCCCCUGGGGUUCGGGAAGCUGUGCCCACACAGAGUAGCCUGUAAGAGACUAGUUGCCAUGAACAUGCCUCUCAACAGUGAUGGGACCGUCAUGUUUAAUGCAACCCUGUUUGCUUUGGUCCGCACAGCUCUUAAGAUCAAGACGGAAGGGAACCUGGAACAAGCUAACGAAGAGCUGCGAGCUGUGAUAAAGAAAAUCUGGAAGAAAACCAGCAUGAAGCUGCUUGACCAAGUGGUCCCUCCAGCUGGUGAUGAUGAGGUAACCGUGGGGAAGUUCUAUGCCACUUUCCUGAUACAGGACUACUUUAGGAAAUUCAAGAAACGGAAAGAACAAGGACUGGUGGGAAAAUACCCUGCGAAGAACACCACAAUUGCCCUACAGAGAAAUGGUGCCCUGCUUGGAAACCAUGUCAAUCAUGUUAAUAGUGAUAGGAGGGAUUCCCUUCAGCAGACCAAUACCACCCACCGUCCCCUGCAUGUCCAAAGGCCUUCAGUUCCACCUGCAAGUGAUACUGAGAAACCGCUGUUUCCUCCAGCAGGAAAUUCGGUGUGUCAUAACCAUCAUAACCAUAAUUCCAUAGGAAAGCAAGUUCCCAGCUCAACCAAUGCCAAUCUCAAUAAUGCCAAUAUGUCCAAAGCUGCCCCGGGAAAGCAGCCCAGCAUUGGGAGCCUUGAGCAUGUGUCUGAAAAUGGGCAUGAUUCCUCCCACAAGCAUGACCAUGAGCCUCAAGGAAGGUCCAGUCGGAAAAGAGCCCGCUAUUAUGAAACUUACAUUAGGUCCGACUCAGGAGAUGAGCAGUUCCCCACUAUUUGCCGGGAAGACCCAGAGGUCCAGGGCUACUUCAGGGACCCCCGCUGCUUGGGGGAGCCCGAGUACUUCAGCGGUGAGGAGGACUAUGAGGAGGACAGCUCACCCACCUCCAGCAGGCAAAACUACAGCUACUACAGCCGACACCCAGGCAGCAGCUUGGAUUUCGAGCGGCCCCGGGGCUACCACCACCCGCAAGGCUUCCUGGAAGACGACGACUCGCCCAUUUGCUACGAUUCCCACAGAUCUCCGAGGAGACGCCUACUACCUCCCACCCCAACAUCGCAUCGGAGAUCCUCCUUCAACUUCGAGUGCCUGCGCCGGCAGAGCAGCCAGGAGGAGGUCCCGCCGUCCCCCACCUUUCCCCACCGCACGGCCCUGCCUCUGCACCUGAUGCAGCAACAGGUCAUGGCAGUCGCAGGCCUAGAUUCAAGCAGAGCCCAGAAGUACUCGCCGAGCCACUCGACCCGCUCGUGGGCCACCCCUCCAGCGACCCCUCCGUAUCGGGACUGGGCGCCGUGCUACACCCCCCUGAUCCAGGUGGAGCCGUCAGAGGUCCUGGACCAGGUCAACGGCAGCCUGCCCUCCCUGCACCGCAGCUCCUGGUACACGGACGAGCCUGGAAUCUCCUACCGGACUUUCACACCAGCCAGCCUGACGGUCCCCAGCAGCUUCCACAGCAAAAACAGCGACAAGCAGAGGAGCGCGGACAGCCUGGUGGAGGCCGUCCUGAUAUCCGAAGGCUUAGGACGGUAUGCAAGGGACCCAAAAUUUGUGUCGGCGACAAAACACGAAAUUGCCGAUGCCUGUGACCUAACCAUCGACGAGAUGGAGAGUGCAGCCAGCCACCUGCUGAACGGGACCGUGCACCCCGGGGCUAACGGGGACGUGAGCCCCGACUCGAGCCGCCAGGACUACGAGCUCCAGGACUUCGGGCCAGGUUACAGCGACGAAGAGCCAGACCUGGGGAGGGAGGAGGAGGACCUAGCAGAUGAAAUGAUCUGCAUCACCACCCUGUAGCCCCCAGUGGGGGGGCGGACUAGCUCUGCCCUCAGGUGGGGUGCCCGAGGGCCAGGGAAAAAGUGCCUCAUAGUUAGGAAAGUUUAGGCACUAGUGUGAAGUCCGUGUUCAAUUAGACUUUCGUGCAGGUGAUGUCAUGCCUCAAGGAAGCCAUAAACCUGUAGGGAACAGCUGUGCUCAGAGCUGAGCCCCAGCUGCGGGGACAGCAGGUCCCGCCCGUGCACGGAGGACGGGCGCCGGGCAAGCCUGCCCUCUUGUUCACAGCCCACGCGGGGCACUUGCCCGUGCCCACCGCCCACAGGCGCGGUGGGGAAGGUUAAAGGUGAUGACGAUCACCGUGCCUGUGUCAUUACCUCAGCCAUCGGUCUAGCAUAUCAGACAUUCACUGGGCCCAGCAUCUCCCUCCCAGACACCCUGCUUCCUGGCUCCUGUUCUGAAACACAGUCAGUCAGGGCUACCCACCAGCCGUCCUCUGCAGAGGGAAGCAGGACCUCACAGGCAAGGUUUUCCGUUCCGUGACACCAGUUUGCACGGGAGCGCGCCGCGCAGAUGGUCGGUUUCUGACUGUCAGGCCAAGGGCAGCCGUAAACUGGAAUCCUAAUGCACUCGCAGCCAGGUCAACUUAGAUACGCUAGUUUGUUUAAAACUUAGACUUACUGUACAUGACUUGUAAUAUACGAUAAUUUGUAUUUGUAAAGAGAUGGUCUAUAUUUUGUAAUUAUUGUAUCGUAUUUGAACUGCAGCAAUAUCCAUGGGUCCUAAUAAUUGUAGUUCCCCCCACUGAAAUCUAGAAAUCAUUGGUAUUUUUACUCGGACUACACGGAAGUAGGAGAAAUUGAGCCAAUUCUCAUUUAUUCAGUGAAAAAUCUUUUUGGGGGUGAAAUUUUAAGUUCAAAAGAACUUGACACUAGAUAGAUUUUUCUAAAGUAUUUUGAGUCCCUAUAAGAUACUCCCGAUGACUCUUUGCAGUCUUCUCCCUGGGCAAGAGUGCUGUGACUUGAGAGGGUACCUUUUGCUCCACCACGGGCGGUUUUACUGUAACCCCCUUCCCCGUAAGUUCAGGACAAGACUGACCCCGUGGCAUUCCUCGUGGUGGGUUUUCUCACCUGCCCACACAGAACGUUCUUACAGGUGAAUGAAGUCCCUCUGCUCGUGUCCCCUGGGAGAGGUGAGGCUGCUUGUCUUAGGAAAUACUAGUGAGGAAUGCUGGGGGCGGGGGGUG